Messenger RNA from Acanthosepion pharaonis, 735 nucleotides. The record is from the annotation of a GenBank genome assembly. Lineage: Eukaryota; Metazoa; Mollusca; Cephalopoda; Sepiida; Sepiidae.
AUGACGAACAACGAGUUGUCGGCGCCUGUGAAAUGCGGCCGAUUUUUUACAGCAACAACCGAGGCCCCCAACAACGAUGAUCCUGAGCAAUUUUUGUCCCUGCCAACCUCGACCAUCAAUGCCUGUCACAUCUUGUUAAAACUUCUGAACGAGUAUCCAGCUGUCGGCCUGCAUCAUCCGGCUCCUCCUGCAGUAUCCAGGACCUGCAGCAUCCGGCUCACGCUCCCAGCAUUUGGCUCACUCCUGCAGUAUCCAGCACUCCUGCAUCAUCCGGCUCGCCCUGCAUCAUUGGCAUCCGGCAAUGACCUGCAGUAUCCAGAACUCCCUGCAUCAUCCGGCUCAACGAGUUGGCAUCAUCGAACUACUCCUGCAGUAGUUGGCACUCCUGCAUCAUCCGGCGCUCCUGCAGUAUCCAGCAACACAAAACCCUGCAGCAUCCGGCUCAACCCCUGCAGUAUCCAGCUCCAACGAUCAUCCGGCUCGCUCCUGCAUCAUCCGGCUCACUCCUGCAGUAUCCAGCACUCCUGCAGCAUCCGGCUCACUCCUGCAUCAUCCGGCUCACUCCUGCAGUAUCCAGCACUCCUGCAUCAUCUGGCUCACUCCUGCAGUAUCCAGAACUCCUGCAUCAUCUGGCUCACUCCUGCAGUAUCCAGAACUCCUGCAUCAUCUGGCUCACUCCUGCAGCAUCCAGCACCUCCACCGUUUCCGACCAUCUUCAUUUCCUUUUCCUUUUAG